UCGGUCCGAGCUGGAGGGAGUCCCAGUGUGGAGUCGACGCCACACCGAUGAAGUUCAGGACGCAACACUAAGUGGAUGUUUUGAGGCAAAUACUUCCGCGAUUGGAAACGUUUAUACGGGCGAGGACAAAGUAUGGACUUUGACUUCACGUCGAAGAUCAUCAAUUUUUUGGCACUCACGUAUUUUGCACGAGCGCGUCGUUACGCAUGAGAGAAUCAUACCUUCCAAGUUGCUGCAAAUCUCGCCACACCAGGGAUGUAGAUGAGACCAGAAACUCCAACAGGUCCUUCAGGAGGCUCUAAAUAAGUUUGAGCUCCUCUGCAUUUGACUGGCAGGUCCUUCAGGAGGCUCUAAGAUGCCAGUUGUGACCCUGUCUGGCUGAGCAGCCUCGCCACCUUCUGCUGUCCAGUGCUGUGGCGCCCUCUGCUGUGUGACCGAGGAAGGCCAGAAGGGGCAGGCAGUAUGUGGAACACACUGGAGGAAGGGAUGAACCCUGUCAUCGUCAACCACUACAACCACUCAGGGAAGUGGGAACGGCCUCGCAGCAACGGGGCCUGUAAGAUGGCCGUGCUGCUCUUCAUCUGCGUGCUGAUUGUUCUGGAGAACGUUACGGUCCUGCUCGCUCUCUGCAGGAACAAGCGCUUCCACAGCCGUAUGUACUUCCUCAUUGGAAACCUGGCGCUGUCAGACCUGCUGGCUGGUGUGGCCUACGUGGUCAACAUCUUUACCUCAGGAAAGAACACCUUCUUCCUGACACCAGUGCAGUGGCUGGCCAGAGAAGGGAGCAUGUUUGUGGCCCUCAGUGCAUCCACGUUCAGCCUCCUGGCCAUUGGGAUCGAGAGGCACAUGACUAUGGUGCGUUUGCGUCCGUGUGAGACAGCAGGUCGGGGGAGACUUCUAGGACUGCUGGCAGCCUGCUGGCUUGUGUCAGUGCUGCUCAGUGCCCUGCCCAGCCUGGGCUGGAACUGCCUGGACAAUAUGGCCUCCUGCUCCACAGUGCUGCCGCUCUACGCUAAGAGUUAUGUGGCCUUCUGCAUCAGUGUGUUCAGCGCCCUGUUGGUGGCCAUUAUCAUCCUCUACAUCAGGAUCUACCGCCUGGUGACCUCUAGCGGCCGCAGGGUGAGCAGCCGGCCUUCAGAGCGCUCACUGGCUCUAUUGCGGACAGUGGUUAUUGUUCUUGGAGUGUUUGUCAUGUGCUGGACCCCCCUCUUCCUCCUGCUGCUGCUGGAUGUUGGUUGCAGCCCAGAUAAGUGCCCUGUGCUCUACCAGGUGGACUGGUUUAUAGCCCUGGCUGUGCUUAAUUCUGCCCUCAACCCUCUGAUAUACACUCUGUCCAGCAGGGAGAUGAGGGCGGCUUUCUUCAGGCUGCUGUGCUGCUGUCAGACCAGCAUGGACAACACUGGGACUCCUGUGGUGGGCAACCCCCACCUGGGCACAGUCAUCCCCACAGCGGAGAACAGCAAAACCAGUGGAGGAGUGGGCAGUGGGGCUGGCAAGUCCACACUGAACAGAGGGAAGGUUCCCACACCUAUCAACUCUGACAAGCAUGGAGAUCCCUCAGCCACUGCUGUGCCCCAUCCCUCUGGACCUGCAGACCUGCUCUCAGCUGUGCUGGUGAAGGCGGGGGCGCUGCCACCCCUCGGCAAGUUCUGAAUGGAAGCACCUUAAAGAGGCCUUACAGUGGCACAGAAGUAAACAUAGAACUGAACAGUCUCGCUAUCGGCCACUUUUUGUUUAUGCACUGUAGAUAGGAUGCAGUAAUGUUGGAACCACAUAAAUGCAGAUUGAAGUACAAUCAGAGUCAUUUAAAGCCACUAUUUACAACAACUCAAUAUUAUUACAACACCAGAGUAAAUUAUAUGUUGUGUUUGUCUUACACAAUGAUUUAUGUUCAAUGUUUCACAUUUCAAAACUAUGAAAUACAAUAGGACAGUUUCACGGACAUGGAUUAAACCGAGGCCCAAAUUAAAUCUCUUGUCUUAAUUCAUGUCUGGGAAACUAGACUUGGUAAUGCUUAAAAAACAACAGAGUAUAAUUAACUUUAUUAAUUUUGUGUCUGUCGAGGUGUUUAUUUUACUGUGUCAUUACAAGCAGAAAAGAUCAGAUUAGGGCACUUCUAUUGCAUGUGCUAUAUGCAAGUACUCUUAAAACACCUGCAAUUUCCAUCACAACUUUGCUUGGUAAACUAUUUAUUUUCUGUGAAAACAUUUGCCAUCUUAAUACUAUUGGUAUACUUGUUUGGUAUACUUUGUGUGCAUACAAAACCAUCAUGGUACUAGGACUUAAUUAUUAAUUUUGUUAUGAUUUGAGAUGCACUGUGAGAGAAAACCAGACCAAGUAUUUGUGAGGCUAGCGGCCUCAUGAGGCUGUGAUGCUCAAUACACACCAGAAAACAAAAGUGUGGGAAUCAUUAAAAAUAGAGGGACAGAAUUGCUACAGAAUUGCUAUUAUUAAAUUUGUGCCACUAGUGGGCAAGAGUGAAAAAAUGUGCCCUGACAGUGGUUUUACAGUAAAAGCAAUGUAAAAUGUAUAAUCUAAUUAGUAGGGUUCAACUUCUGUGCGGUGGCCAUUUUUGGCCAUUUCUGGUUCAGCUCUACAUUACCAGACCUGUCUCAUCUUUCAUUGGUCUAUUCCGUCAGUAUCAGCUGAAUUAGCGUGGAUAAUAACUACACUCAUUUUUGCUUCUCAUCAGCCCAUCUAGAAACCACUCACACAUCAACUAACCACUAGUGAAUAUGAGUGUUGGAUGUGAAUUAUUUAAUGGUGGUAGACUGUAAAUGACAUUUCUGUCUAGGGUGAUGUAGUGCCUGAUACCAUUAUAUAGCAAAUAAAAUAAAAUUCUAUUCACCUUCA
Messenger RNA from Perca flavescens (yellow perch), 2853 nucleotides. It is a transcript of the gene s1pr3a, whose product is annotated as sphingosine-1-phosphate receptor 3a. The record is from RefSeq and is a predicted model, not a curated record. Gene Ontology annotation, biological process: G protein-coupled receptor signaling pathway. Lineage: Eukaryota; Metazoa; Chordata; Actinopteri; Perciformes; Percidae. Gene Ontology annotation, cellular component: membrane. Gene Ontology annotation, molecular function: sphingosine-1-phosphate receptor activity. Bases 463 to 1653 code for a protein of 396 amino acids. The transcript has 2 exons.